Messenger RNA from Alternaria metachromatica, 675 nucleotides. RefSeq lists its product as uncharacterized. The coding region runs from base 1 to 675 and encodes 224 amino acids. Lineage: Eukaryota; Fungi; Ascomycota; Dothideomycetes; Pleosporales; Pleosporaceae. The transcript has 2 exons. The record is from RefSeq and is a predicted model, not a curated record.
AUGCCGAAAUUCCUAUCAAAAGUCCACGCAACCCUCGAAAAUGAACUCGGACACCCAAUCACAAAUAUCACAUCGGCCGUCACAUUCCCCUUCUACGGAUCCCAUGAGAAGGACUUUGAAAACGCUUUACUAUCAGCCGGCCUCGCUCUAUCAGAGGAUACCCCUUCGAUAUACUCGGAAGCAUACGCCACACAUGCCGGAUUAGAACACACAACAUGCGUUUCUGCGACGCUCCCCCACCAACACCAACACAUCCUCGUCCUGGCCUUCGACUCCAGUUCCUUCAGCGCAAGCAUGCACGAAACCAGCUGCUCCCCCUCCAAAACCAACCCACCAACCCCCCACUCCCGCAUGAUCAACUACGUCGCGCGAAACGAUCUCGGUUGGUGGAGUCUCCCCGUCUACGAAGCCCCUCGCGCAAAGUUCUGGGCGAAGCUGCAGGAAGCUGUUGUUCAUGCGGUGGGCGGAUUGGGUGUGCCGCCUGGAAAGAUUGUGCUAUUAGGGAGCCAUGGCCAAGAUAAGGAGUUUGGGGUGCAGGUGGAGCAGGCGCUUUGGAGGGAGUUGGAGGUUGAUGUUGGGGCGUUGCUUGGGAGACGGGGUGGGAAGAAGGAGAAUGAGUGGUUGGCUGCGAGGGGGGCGGCGGGGCUGGGAUGGCGGAAUCAGAGUCGGAGGUGA